Molecule: messenger RNA, 4483 nt
Organism: Linum trigynum
Lineage: Eukaryota; Viridiplantae; Streptophyta; Magnoliopsida; Malpighiales; Linaceae
Source: the annotation of a GenBank genome assembly
UUCAAAAAUUUUGUUCACAUACGAGUCAAUUUGAUACAAUUAUUUUCAAAAGAGACCAUUUGGUCAAAUUAAUUCAUUACCGUUUCUUAUCCAAACAACCCAUAUAUGGCAAGUUUUAUUUAGCAUUCAUUAAUAUAUGUUUGUUUAAAGAUAGUUGGAAAACUAAUUCUAGGCAAGUCUUAGGUAAAAUAUUUUCAUUGGGCAUUCAUCAAUGUAUAAAGGUGUGAUUUAGAAUUAAGAUUGUCUGAAUCUAGAAGAGUACAUAUCAGCCACUAAUGACAAAUGAGUGCGAGAGGUCAGUGGUCUUCUUCUGGAAUAAUUGACAGGAGAAAUGGUCAAAUUUCGGCCGAACCAAUAAAGUCUAGGCUGGGCCAACAACCAAAGUGGCCCACUUAAGGUUAGACCCGGAGGACACAAAUUGCUUAGCGGGCCUGAACUGAUCCUAGAACUCCAUAGACAAGGAGAUCAAUGUGCUGCAACAAAAUAGACAAAUCUAUUAAUGAAUAAUGGAUUGUGCUCAAGAACAAAUUAAGGUAACAAUUCUCACUAAUUUCCAUCUUCCAUUAAUAUAUGGUAGAGUUUUGUAUACUUUUCUCCAUUUCAAAUUUCCUGCAACGAGAGUGAAAGUAGGAAGGUCAUUUUUGUCUUUACACAUUUAUUAUUAUUUCAUACAAAAAUAGCAAUAUCAAGGUUUGAACCCGGGUCUCUUCAAACAAAGAUAACAAUCACAACCAGUUACACUAAACAAAUUUAUUGCAUUCUUUUUGAUAAAAAAAAAUAGACAAAGUUAAUCUCUGAAAAUCAGAGGACUUUUUAUCAUAAUUAGCAAGCUCACUAAGUCUACCGUAUUUAUUUUUAUCGAGCUUGACACUUCUAUUUUCAUAGUAGAGUUUCAUGUAAUUUUCUCAAUUUUAAAUUCUUGCUCUCUCCUUAAUUUUUGCUAAAGGUAAAUGGGUAAUUGGCCAACAUGGAAGAAACUAAUUAUGUAACUACUGUUGUAUCCUUGCAUUUUUCAAUUUAAAUUUAAAUUUUGUGUUUUUUUUAUCUUUGUUCUUUUCUCUUUAUAACUUCCUCCGUAAUUUCAUCCAUCGUGCAAUAGUUUGCGCCUUUCACUUCCCAAUACAAGACUGUCAUUGAAAAUCAAUCUUCAGGUAUCUCUUGGCACUACGGUUUUAUUGUUGGGGAUUUUAAGCUGGGCGAGUAGAAGAUUUCAACUCCGAUAUCAAUUCAUGGCGAAUAGAAUGGAGUUCAUCAAUAACUGAAGUUGUAGAAGGAAGAUUAGAAAUUGAAUUUUUGGUUGAAUAUAUGCCUCUUGAGAUAGAAAUUUGGUUGUACAACGGAGAGUGGUGGCUAUUGGAUCUUUAUGUUUAUGGUUUUUGCAACUGUCAUAACCUAUUUCUAUCUUAAAACGAGGAAUCAUUGAUUGAUUGUUUGAAAUAGGUCGCUUCUUUAUUCAACCUACUGGAACUAAUAGAUAAGGAGUGUCUAAUUUUGCGCCUUAUUACUUUGAUCGAGUCUAUUCGUAUAUUGGAGAUAACCCUGAUUUUUUCGUUUGCUCUCAAGUUGUGAUGGUCCCCUCUUAGCUGAGUUUUUACUAUAUAGAUGACUUGAAUCAACAAUUCUCCAUUUCUUUUUGAUUAGUGACAUAUUGUUUCUAAAAUGAGAGCAUUGAACCCUUUAUAUAGGAUUGUGAGGUUUAAGAUUUAGUUUCAAACUAUCUAUGGGUUGUGUGAGAAUUUCAGUGAGCUUUUAUACUCUAUAUUUCUUGACUGUAAAAGAAAACUAACCAAUAGCAUUUUAACAGGGACUUAAUUAGCAUUAUGAAAAUGGGGUCAAUGAUACAUUUUUAUAUUUUAUAUUCUUAAAUGAUUAUGAUAUUUCUCCGAAUCUUCGACCUAUAUAUUAUUUCUUUAUGUAUCAUCUCGAUCGAAUGAUUAUCAAUAAGAUUAAACGGGUUAAUAGACUUAAAAGUAACAUAAAAAUACAAAUAAUCAAAUAUGAGCAUUCCGGCCAAAGGGCCGGGUUAUAAGUUAGUUGUUAUAAUAAGCGAACUGGAUUAACGGUUGGGCCGCUAGAAUCGUCAAAUCAGUUAUGAUAGCGGUCCGGUUCAUUGUUUGGACGGUUAUUGAUGGACCAAACAAUUUUUCACGGUUCAACAUAAAACAAAAUGAACCACCGCGGUUUAACUAGUUCACUAAUUAACUAUUGAGUUAAUAGCAUUUUGUACCCUUCUACUAUGCUAAAUUAACAAGCGUACCCCUCUACUAAAUUUUUGCACAAAAGUUUUUAAAAAUAUUUUAAGGUAAACUAAAACCAUCAAGCCAUGAUUAUUUAUUUUAUAUACGUCUUCUCAUUUUUCAACCUUGUUGUCGUUUUUACGUGAUUCACUACCAACUGGUACUAUAAUUUUUAAAUUGAGUUAAAAAACUUAUGAUUUCUUUUUGCGAGAUGGUUUCAGUGAUUUAUUAGAUAUUUUAGUGAUGAUAUGAAUUUAAAAUUAUUUAUGAUCAAUGAUAACUUCAUUGUUAAAUUAGUGUAAUAUACAAGUCUUGUAUGUUAUAUAUCAUGAACGGUUCUAUUAACGGUUUACCAACGAUGCACCUGCCUUUGUACACCAGACAUAUAUAUAUAUAUAUAUAUAUAUAUAUGUGGUGACUUCUAUCGUACACCAGCCAUAUAUUGGGGUAUGUUGUACACCAACAAUCUCCACCGUCCACGUUCAUCUCAACAACCAGCAUUAAUGUGGAUUUUUUUGGAAUUCAAAAAUAAAUUACCUCAUGCUGACGGUUGAGAUGUUUAUAUAGUUUACGAAUAAAAUUCAUUAAAGAUCAAAUCUACAAAUAUUAUUGUAUUUUAUUUUGUAUAAUAAGGGAUGGACUAGAGACAAACCUGUUCCAUCCCCGGGGACGCUAAACCCUAGCUUCAUUUCCACGCAUCGGAUUCACCACUUCCACCUGUUCCUGUCCUCCAUCGAAGCAGAUUCCCUCUGGACAACUGGAACAAAAGCUGGAGCCCCCAACAAUGGCAUAUUAGAAGAGAUUCCAUCUAGUCCGUUACCAUUUUUGAUGCAGUCCAACGAGCUAAUAGACUAAAGAAGAAACUCCAUCAACGUACAAUAUCAAUAUGGAGAGCAACAGAACAAUAUCUUGGAAUAAUGACUCCAUCUUGCAGUAUGGACAUUCCCUCCAUACUGCAAAAUCAGGCAUUCAUUCUUUUUUACUUCUGAUUCUCUCUUUCCCACCCAUCUUAUCAGAAACAAAGCAAUGGAAUCAAAUAAUUGAACCCAUACUGCAGUACUACUUCCACACUUCCCCGCUAUAUAAAUUAGGGCCACAGGUAGCUCUGGUUUUUGCAGCAAACCAAACCAUUUCUUAUAGCCUUGGAUCAUACAGCACCCACAAGAAACCUGUUACCAUGGCUUCAAUGAAAUGCUACCGCCCUGCUGACCAAGAUGCCUGCCACGCUAACCAUCAUCAGUCGCUGCAGCACCACAAUUUCGGCCACCACGAGCCCCAGUACCACUCUGAUGGUGGCCACCAGGUCUCUGGCAACUGCAACAGCCAGCUGAAGCAUUCCCAGAGCCAAAAUGGCCAUGGCCAUGGCAUGGUCACGAGCCAUCACCAGCAGAAACAAUCCAGCUCCAACUUUUCAGCUUCCCAUGGCCACGACCAUGCUUGGGGCGCCACUGGCUUCAUGGGCCACCAUGACACCUCUGCUGGCCAUCAGAAGCAUGGUAUUCAUGCUUCAGCUGGCCAAUUUUCUCAUGCCUCGAGCCAGGGAAACCAUGCCCAUGCCGGCUUCAAUGGUGGCCAUCACAAGGCUGAUAACUGUGGCCAUGCUCAGGCCGGCUUCAAGAGUGGCCAUGAAACCUCUGGCCAUCACAAGGCUGAUCACUCUGGCCAUGCUCAGGCUGGCUUCAGGAGCGGCCACGAGACCGCAGGCUGGGGCCAUGCUCAGUCUGGCUUCAAGAGCGGCCAUGAGACCGCAGGCCAUCAUAAUGCUGAUAGCUGGGGUCAUGCUCAGGCUGGCUUCAAGAGCGGCCACGAGACUGCAGGCCAUCAAAAGGCUGAUAGCUGUGGCCAUGCUCAGGCUGGCUUCAAGAAUGCUGCUGGUACUACUCACGGCCAUGCCGAACAGCACGGCUCUCAUGGAAUGGUUGCUGCAACUGAGCAUUACAAGGGGGAGAAGAAGUGCUCAUCAAGUGAGACUAAGAUGAAAACCAAGAGCGGUGACAAGGUCAAGAAGAAUAAGAAGGACAAGAAGGACAAGAAGAACAAGAAGUGUGGGAAAGACAGCGGCAGCAGCAGCAGCAGCGACAGUGAUUAAUAAUCUAAAUCAGCUGAAUGCAUGGGGACUACUCUAUUAAGCAUCUAAGUAUGCAAAGUUAAGAAGAUGUUGCUUUUAUUAAAUAAAGGAACAAAAGUGGUGGAUUGCUAGCACUAGCAGCUUAAUUUCACCAUUGGAAUAAAGAUGUUCAACUGUG